This is a messenger RNA of Doryrhamphus excisus (bluestripe pipefish), 2996 nucleotides long. RefSeq names its product staphylococcal nuclease and tudor domain containing 1 (gene snd1). The record is from RefSeq and is a predicted model, not a curated record. Gene Ontology annotation, molecular function: RNA binding; nuclease activity. Lineage: Eukaryota; Metazoa; Chordata; Actinopteri; Syngnathiformes; Syngnathidae. Gene Ontology annotation, cellular component: RNAi effector complex; nucleus; cytosol. Gene Ontology annotation, biological process: mRNA catabolic process; regulatory ncRNA-mediated gene silencing.
GUAACGUGUAUCUGUCACAGUGUGCUUCCGGUAUAAAGUGUGUGUUGACCAGCCUUCAGCCCUUUUCUCCUGGCUUUCUGGAGGAGCACCCACCGGCUCAGUGUUCAAGCUUUUUUUUUGUUAUUGCCUCCUCUGCCUUACUUCUCUCUUGCGGCGUCAACUGAACAUAUAAACCCGGUGGACAUGGCAUCUGUUUCGGCUCCAUCCCAGACAGCCUCGGCUGCCUCUGCACCUCUCCAGAGGGGGAUAGUUAAGAUGGUCCUAUCGGGCUGCGCUAUCAUCGUCCGGGGUCAGCCUCGAGGUGGUCCGCCCCCGGAGCGUCAGAUCAAUCUCAGUAACAUCCGAGCGGGCGCUAUGGCGAGACGAGCGGCUCAGAGCCAGCCGGACACCAAGGACACUCCAGACGAGCCGUGGGCCUUUCAAGCCAGAGAGUUCCUCAGGAAGAAGCUGAUUGGCAAAGAGGUUUGCUUCAAUGUGGAGAUCAAGACCGCCCUGGGCCGGGAGUACGGCAUGAUCUACUUGGGGAAAGAUAUGAGCGGCGAGAACAUUGCCGAGUCUCUGGUAAUCGAGGGCCUCGCCACAGUGCGGCGGGAAGGAAUCAGAGGGAAUAAUCCUGAUCAGGUCCGACUAUGCGACAUGGAGGACCAGGCCAAGUCUUCCAAGAAGGGCAUGUGGAGCGAAGGUGGCGGCGCGCAAACCGUCCGUGACAUCAAGUACACCAUCGAGAACCCCCGCAACUUUGUUGACUCCUUGCACCAGAAGCCCAUUAACGCCAUCAUCGAGCACGUGCGUGACGGCAGCGUGGUCCGUGCCCUGCUGCUACCCGACUACUAUCUGGUCACCGUCAUGCUGUCUGGAGUCAAGUGUCCCACGUUCAAGCGGGAAGCAGAUGGCACGGAGACGCCGGAGCCUUUUGCGGCCGAGGCCAAGUUCUUCACAGAGUCCCGUCUGCUGCAGAGAGAUGUGCAGAUCAUUCUGGAGAGCUGCCCGAACCAGGUCAUCCUGGGAACUAUCCUGCACCCGAACGGCAACAUAACGGAGCUCCUGCUGAAGGAAGGCUUCGCCCGCUGCGUGGACUGGUCCAUGGCCGUCUACACACAGGGAGCUGAGAAGCUCCGAGCUUCUGAACGUUCUGCUAAGGAGCGUAAAGUGCGUAUCUGGAAGGACUACGUUGCACCCACAGCCAAUUUGGACCAGAAGGACAGACAAUUUGUAGCCAAGGUGAUGCAGGUGGUCAACGCCGACGCCAUGGUGGUCAAGAUGAACUCCGGAGAGUACAAAACCAUCCAUCUGUCCAGCAUUCGCCCCCCCAGGAUUGAGGGAGAGGAGAAGAACAAGGACAAAGACAAGCGAUUCCGUCCGCUCUACGACAUCCCAUACAUGUUCGAGGCCCGCGAGUUCCUCAGGAAGAAACUCAUCGGGAAAAAGGUCAACGUGACGGUGGACUACAUCAGAGCGGCCAGCGGUCCCGGGGAAAGCACCCCGGCCUUCUCGGAACGCACGUGCGCUACCGUCACCAUCGGUGGCAUUAACAUAGCGGAGGCCCUGGUCAGCAAAGGCUUGGCUACCGUCAUCAGGUACCGGCAGGACGACGACCAGCGCUCCUCCCACUACGACGAGCUCCUGGCUGCGGAAGCGCGGGCCAUCAAGAAUGGGAAAGGGCUGCACAGCAAGAAGGAGGUCCCCAUCCACAGAGUGGCAGACAUCUCUGGGGAAACUCAGAAAGCCAAGCAGUUCCUCCCCUUCCUGCAGAGGGCCGGCCGCUCGGAAGCCAUCGUGGAAUACGUCUUCAGCGGUUCCCGCCUCAAGCUCUACAUGCCCAAAGAGACCUGCCUCAUCACCUUCCUCCUGGCCGGUAUCGAAUGUCCGCGCAGUUCCAGGAACACACCCGGAGGGAUGCAGGUGGCCGAGCCUUUCAGCGACGAGGCCAUGCUGUUCACCAAAGAGCUGGUGAUGCAAAGAGAGGUGGAGGUGGAAGUGGAGAGCAUGGACAAAGCCGGCAACUUCAUCGGCUGGCUGCACAUCGAGGGCGUGAACCUGUCCGUGGCGCUGGUGGAGAACGCUCUGUCCAAGGUCCACUUUACGGCCGAGCGUAGCAGCUACUACAAAACGCUGGUGUCAGCGGAGGAGGGGUGCCGGCAAAGGAAGGAGAAGGUGUGGGCCAACUACGAAGACAAGCCCAAGGAGGAGGUGGUGCACGUGUCGGAGGAGAAGGAGCGCGUGGCCAAAUACAAGCCGGUUUACGUGACGGAGAUCACCGACACGCUGCACUUCUACACCCAGGACGUGGAGACAGGAGGCCAGCUGGAGAGUCUGAUGGAGACCAUGAGGGCGGAGAUCGCCACCCAGCCCCCCGUGGAAGGAUCCUACGUCGCACGCCGGGGCGACUACUGCAUAGCCAAGUUUGCCGAUGAUGAAUGGUACAGAGCCCGAGUGGAGAAAGUGGAGUCGCCGGCAAAGGUCCACGUCUUCUACAUCGACUACGGCAACAGAGAAACCGUGUCGUCCACCCGUCUGGCUGCCAUCCCGCCCGCCUUCAGCAUCAGGACCCUGCCAGCUCAGGCCACAGAGUACACCUUCGCCUACAUCCAAGUUCCACAGGACGAGGACGCCCGCGCCGACGUGGUGGACUGCGUGGUGCGCGACAUCCACAACAGCCAGUGCCUGCUCAACGUGGAGUACUCGGGCGCCACCUGCCCGCACGUCACCAUCCAGUUCGGCGACACCAAGGACGACGUGGGCUUGGGCCUGGUCAAGGAGGGCCUGGUCAUGGUGGACGUACGCAAGGAGAAGCACCUCCAGAAGAUGGUGACGGAGUACCUGAACAGUCAAGAAUCCGCCAAGAGUGCCAGGCUCAACAUUUGGCGCUAUGGAGACUUCCGCGCCGACGACGCAGAUGAAUUCGGCUACCGGCGCUAACGAGCGGGAUUGAAUUUUACGGCAAAACAAAACAAGCAAAAAAAAAAAAAAAAAAAAAAACGACCAUCCACAAUCAA